Molecule: messenger RNA, 8655 nt
Organism: Didymodactylos carnosus
Lineage: Eukaryota; Metazoa; Rotifera; Eurotatoria; Philodinida; Philodinidae
Source: the annotation of a GenBank genome assembly
AUGGGAGUUGGCAGGGACUCCUCGGGGAUUGCACAGGCUGUUAUUAAUGCACUCAAACGUGAUCAUUUAGCACCAGCUGUAGUCGCCGAUCCAAGACGUUAUUUCUUAUCUCGUGUUCAAAGUAAUCUUCAUGUUGCCAUUUGUUUACCCAGUCAUUCGGAACUAUUGGGACGAUUAUCAUCAGAUUAUCCUGGUAUUAUUAAACACAGUCAAAUAUAUUGGUUAAAAAACUGGUCUCAAGCAACUCUGCAUGCAGAAGCACAUUAUUUUCUCAAUUCAAAGGAUAUUGCAGUGCCCGAGGAAUUACGACAGCGUUUAGCUACAUGUUUUUCUGAUAUUCAUUAUCAUAUGUUGGUUGAGUCGAGACAAAUGCAAUGGGUUGGUAGUACAGAUAAAACGAUAAUAAUUAAAGAAAACGUUACUGUACCCGCUACACACGCUACUUCAACAACAAAACAAACAGAUAAAAAGUUAAAAGAAGCUCUAAUAAAAACAGUCGAUACUGAAAUACCUAAUUAUCCCUAUUCACGCACUCUUCUAUACGAACAAAUUAAAACUUUUAAUCAAUCUACAACUGAUAUAUCAUCAUUACAUGCAUUUAUCGGUCCAGAAACAUUUCUAAGAUUUAUGGAAUGUUUCUGGUAUUUGUUUACGUCAAAAGCAGCUGUUUGUGAACGAGAUAUUAUACGAUUAAAUAAAGUUCUGAGUACAUUGAAUAAAACACGUGCUGAUGCUGAACAAAUGCGCUUGUAUAUCAAAGAUUUGAAAGAUAGAAGCAAACAGUCUGAAGAGGACACAGCGCAAUUAUUAGAACAAGUUAUUCUCAAAUCGAUGAUGUUAGAAAAGUUACGAGCAAAAACAGGACAACUCGGUUCGUUAAGUGGUUAUGUGAAUAGGGAAGAAAAAGAUGAUCUUGUAUUGCCAGAAGAAGAGAGACGAUGGUUGCAAGACGAUGAAGCUGAUGAAUAUGAAGAAAAUUUUAAACGAAUGAAAGAAGAAAGUGUACGAUCACGUCAAGCCAAAAUGCAAGAAGAAUAUGAGGAAGCUCAACGUGAAGUCGAUAAAUGGAGAGACAGACUGGCAGCAAAACGAAAAGAGGUCGAGUUUUGGUCCUCGAAAGUGGAUAAAUCGUGUAUCGAACGUGUACGUGCAUUUCAAACACCACCGAUGUUAAUAGGACAAAUAAUGGAAAUGAUAUUGACAUUAGUUGGACGGAAACCAACGAAAAUAGAAUCAAGAGAAAAUGCAACAGAUAAAAGUUCAAGUCACGCACGUUCUCAACCUGAAAGACUGGAUAGAAAUCAGUGGAAACAAUAUCAAAUUAUCAUGUCUGAUUCGGGAAGAUUUGUGGAUUUAGUCCACAGUGUCGACUGGCAAGAUGGACUUCAUCCGGAUAUUGCUGCAGCUGUCGAAUCGUAUGUUGCAAAAGGAAAAGACGGUGUUAAUGAAGGCAUUACCGGUGAAGGUUCCCUAUUGGAAAAUGCUCGAGAUUUUCAUGUUCCAGCAGUACGCGGUCAAGAAAAUCGUAUUACACUGUCAGCAGCACGCUAUGCUUCGGAAGAAGCAGCUGCUUUAGUUCAUUAUGUUAUCGCAUUAAUUGAAUAUACAAAAUUGUGUAAACCAUUACGAUUAGCUAAACAAAAAGUAGAUAAAUUAAAACAAGAUAUGGUUGAAGCUGAACAAAAACAAUUGGAAAAAGAAACAGAAAUACAACGAUUAAAACAAAUGGAAGCUAGUCUACAUUCGGACGUGAAUGAAGUUGAUCAUCGUAUGGUUGACAUAUCAAAGUAUACUGUCGAUGAUUUAAAAACAUUAGAAGCAGAAUUAGAAGAUGUACAAAAUAAAUUUGAUAUGGCCGCUGUUAAUAAAAAUAAAUUGAAUAAAGAGUAUGAAAGUUGUCAGCGACGUUUAGAAGCGGCUUUUAAUGUUACACAGAGUUUAUCGGAUCUUGAAGAUCAAUGGACUAAAUGGAUUGCCGAACACUCUACACACGAACAAACAUUAACAAACUGCAUUUUAGCUGCUGCUUAUAUGACAUAUUGUUCACCAUUUAAUGCAGAUUUAAGACGUAUUCUAUGUCAAAAAUUUUUACGUUUUUGUGAACAGUACGAAAUACCAAAAGAAGCUGAACUCGUUUUUCAGCCUAUACCAAUUGAUACAAAUAAAUCAGUGGACUUAACAUCAUCCAUGGCAAUUGUUGAUAGUGGACGUCGGGAUUAUCAAACAAGCGCAACACCAACUAAUACUCGUAUUUCAACAUUAGCCGAUUUUCUAUAUAAUCCAAUUGAAUUAAAAGAAUUUCAACUAUUACGUUUAAUACCAACAGAUAUUUUAAAUGAAAAUGGAUGUAUUAUGAUGGCUGAUAAAAGUUUAAAUGCAUGGCCAUUAAUAUGUGACCCAACAUGGUAUUCUAUCGAAUGGAUAACAUUAUUUUUAAAAAAUAAACAAUUCCUCGUUGUUCGAUAUCAUGAAUUACGUACACAAUUAGAAACAGCACUGUCAGAAGGACUGCAUAUCUUGCUAACCGAUUGUGAUACAAAAACGAUCAUGUCCAAUGAAAAAUUAGAGACAAUUAUAAGAAAUAAAAAUAGAUUUGUCAAUAGUGAAAAACCAUUCAAAUUACAGCUUGGACAAAAUUUAGAAAUUGAAUGUAGUCCAAAAUUUCGUUUAUAUCUUCAUACAACAACGGAAACCGUUCGUAUUCCAAGAGAAUUAGCCGCCUAUACAUUGGCAUUAUAUUAUCAUGUAACACUAAAUGAUCUUGAAGAAAUAUUUCUUAGCCGUUUUAUGUUGAAAGAAAAACCACAUAUUGAUGCUGAACAACAUGCAUUACUUCAGGAAAAAGUUGAUACAUUAAAAAUUAUUGAUCCAUUGCGACAAAAUAUAACAAAUUUUCUUGCAUCUGAUAGUUUAAAUUUAUUACACAGUGUUGAACCAACGAAACGACUAUCAGAUUUAAAAAAAGCAUAUGAUGAAGCGAUUGAAGGAUCUCAUCGUGUUGCUACACAAGAAGAAAGUCUAUUUAAAACUCGAAAUAGUUAUCGUCGAUUAGCCCAACGUGCAAGUACUUGUUAUAAUAUUAUGCAUUAUCUUCGAUAUUUAAAUAGUGAUUAUAUAUUACCACUUGAACAAUUUAUUGAAUUAUUUGAUGCAGCCAUUUAUCAAUCGGAAAAACAUUCAAUGGGCACAGUAACAACUGAAUUAACAAAAAGUAGUUUUAUUACAAUGUGUCGAACAUUAAAUGAUAGAGAUAAACGUGUAUUUGCAAUUUAUUUUGCAAUGGAAAUUGAAUGUUUUAAUCGUCGACAACAGCAUCAAUUUUAUGAUAGUCUUGGUGAAAGAGAAUUUAUUGUUUCACCACAAUGGGCAAUUGCUUUAUUACAAAAGAAAACGGGAAAACAGCCAACAGAACAUCGAUUUUAUUCUUAUAAAAAACCAUUUGAUUGGAUGAAUGAUGAAUCAUAUCAAAAUUUACAAUAUUUGGCAAUUUAUUUUGAUUGGUUUUCAGAUGGUUUUGAACGUAUGACAAAAGAUGGACAAGAAGCAAAAUGGCGACCAUUAUGUGAAGGUGAAACAGAAAAUUAUCCAUUACCAGCACCAUUAGAACAAUUAGAACCUAUACAAAAAUUUUGUAUUGUAAGAGCAUUAAGAAGUGAUAGAAUACUUCAAGCAUCUACCGUUUAUGUGACGAAUGUAUUUAAUCAAGAUGCUAGUAAAACAAAAACUUUGCUGCAAGAACAACAAUCAUCACAAACAUCGACGACACGUGCCAGUUCCAUGCCUAUACUACCAAGUUUAAAUCAAGAUGUUGAACUUUUAUUGAAACAAUGUCUUCAACGAUCCGUUUUAUUAUUUUAUGAUGAUGAACCAGAUGAAGUGAUUAGUUUUUUUCUAUAUUGUACAAAUGUUAAUCAAGAAUCAUCAUCAAAUUUUCAAAUAUUAAAUGUUUAUGGAAACGGUUCAACGGAAGAACGUAUAUUGAAGAAAGCAUUUAAUAAAGCUAUAAAUAACAAUACUUGGUUACUUAUUCAUUGUUGUCAUAAAAAUCCACCCUUUUUACAAUUUAUUGAAAAUACCUUAUGGGAUAUGAGAAUUAAACGUACGAGUACAAAUAAUACUUUACCAAAAUGUUGGAUAAGUGUUCAACGUCAAGCACAAAUUCCAAGUUCAAUGUAUAAUCUUUGCCUGAUAACUUAUAUUCGAACACCACUAUCAAUGAAGGAAGCACUAGCAAGAGCAUUUGCUACAAUUGAUUCAGAUUUAUUACGUGCAUCAUCAAAACCAGAGUGGCCAGCUUUAUUACACAAUAUUUGUUAUGUUCAUUGUGCACUAAAUCUUCGUACACGAUUUGGACGUGCCGGUUGGGAUUUUCCUCAUUUAACACAAUUUACAAAUGUUGAAUUAACAGCGGCAUUUACAGCUGCAGCAAAAGAAUUUGCAAUUAAUGAUUCAACAAUAUCACGUUUAGAAUCAGCUCAAACUGGACAGACAAAUGUUUCAAUGGAACUUCAACGGCAAACAUCAUGGUCAGCAAUUAAAUAUACACUAUCAGAUUUAAUAUACGGUUCAAAAGUCUUAUCUGUAUAUGAUCAACGAGCUGUAACAAAUAUUAUUGAUUUUUGGAUACAACCGGCUAGUGUAAAAAAAGAUUUUGAAUUUUCAAAAAUAAAAUAUAAAAUACCAAAUGUUUUUUUUAAUAAUCAACCAAAACUUAUUCAAUUACAACAAGCAUUAGAACAAUUAUCGACACAUCAAUUUGAUGUACCAGAAGCAUGUCAUUUACAUUCGACAGCUGAAACAAAUCUAGGUGAUGAUACAUUUAUAAUCAAUCGUCUCAAUCGCAUACUUGACGCUCUUCCAUCAUCUGUAUCGCUUAGUGCAGCAAUUUAUCAACGACCCAUGACACCAAUGGAAGAUGUGAAUGUGUCCAUCAUGUCUUCACCAUCAUCAUCCUUAAAUGCUGGCGCAGCAGCCUUAUUUUCAUUCUCUAAUCGAAAAAUAAAUUUGUUAGAAGACUACUGUUCAAAUGCACUUUCAACAAAACUACCAAAAGUACUUUCAAAGGAACAAAUUAUUGAUCGUGCAAAGCGUAAUGGUGGCGCAUUAAAUAGUCCAUUUAAUACGUGGAUCAUACAAGAAGCUCAAACAAUGUUAGAAUUAGUCACAUUAAUUCGUAAUCAUCUACAAACAAUAAAAAGUAUUUGUGAAUUAAAUCAAUUUGGUUAUCAAUGGACAAAUGAAUUAGAUAGUGUUGCACAUUCAAUAUAUUUUCAACUUAUUCCAUUGUCAUGGUUAGAAAAAAUGGGUCCAUCAGCUCCACCAUCAACAUGGGGUCUAAGUAAUUUUUUUAACGAUUUAGCUAUACGAAAUGAACAUAUUGAACGUGUUCUUAAUAAAGGUCGUGAAAAACAUCCAGCCUAUAAUUUAUCGGCAUUUUUUUCUGCAUCAGCCAUAUUUGGUAUUUAUAAACAAGAAGUAGCUCAUCAACAUAAUUUAUCGGAUGAUGCUGUUAGUGGUUCUCUUAUUUUUCAAUCAGAGUUUACACCCAGAGAUCGAGAACAUAUUCGAGAACCACCAAAAGAUGGUUUGUUCAUUUUUGGACUAUAUUUAUGGGGUUGUAAUUGUGAUAAAAAUGCCGUUGAACAUGGUAUACUAGAUGUGCCAACAAAAAGUAAAGAUGCUUGUAGCCCACUACCAGUUAUUCAUUUAACAUGUAUAACGGCUGAUAAAGCACAACAAAUCGUUGAUAACAAUAAUAAUAGAAAUACAACAUUAGAUGUUUAUUCAUGUCCUGUUUAUUAUAAACGAACAGAAAGACAUGAGCCGAUGUGCGAAUUGGAUAUAUGGAAGAAAACAAAUAAUUUAGGACAAAGUUCUCGUGUUGAAGAGAAACCUUUCAAAGAGAAGCGUGAACGUCAUCCUCCUCAUUUACGUGGUCGUGCAGUUGGUAUGUGGUAUGCGAGAAGAGCACAAGCUCAGCAAUCAGCAGAUGCCACUGAUUUAACAUCGAAAGCCACUACUUCACGUAAAAAAGAACGUCAUCAACCAUUAACCGCUGUUGAGCUGAAUGAAAGUGAACUUUUGCGAAUGAAUCAGACAAGUAAAUUAUUUGCUCAUGAACAGGUAGCCAUUGAUGAGAAUGAUGUUGCUGAAGAAGAUGAAGACUUAAAAGAACAUGCGAUUAAAUUUGAUGAGCUACAUCAAUCAUUUGAUUAUUUUAAACAAUUACAAUCACAGCCAUCGAUCAAUGAUCAGCUGUUAAAUGAUUUGAGUUCAAAGCAUGUAACAUCUCGAACGUAUAAACAUCUAUUAGCAAAACGAAUCAAAUUACCUGUAUAUUUAUAUCGUCAACAAAUACUUGAUACAUUAAAGAAAAAUCAAAUUUUUGUUCUUGUGGGAGAGACAGGAUCUGGAAAGACUACACAAAUUGCUCAAUAUAUACUUGAUAAUGAGAUAAUGAAUAAAAAUGGAAGUCAAUGUCGUAUUAUUUGUUCACAACCACGGCGUAUCUCUGCUACGUCGGUUUGUGAACGAGUUGCCAAUGAACGCGGUGAUGACCGUAUAGGAGAUAGUGUUGGUUAUCAUAUUCGAUUAUCAGCACAAUUUCCAAGAGAAAAUGGUUCCAUAUUAUUUUGCACCACUGGAAUGUUAUUAAAAUAUAUUGAAAAAUAUGCAGCAUUUGAACAUUUUUCACAUAUUAUUUUGGAUGAAAUACAUGAAAGAGAUAUACAAAUGGAUUUUUUACUAAUAUUUAUCAAACGUUUAGUUAAAAUUAGACAAGAUUUAAAAGUUGUGUUGAUGAGUGCAUCAAUACAAGCAGAAAAAUUUAGUUCAUAUUUCGAUGAUUGUCCAAUUAUCACGGUUCCCGGUGCUUUAUAUCCAAUUGAUGAAUAUUACUUAGAAGAUUAUAUUCUUGAUUUAAAUUAUCAAUUAAAAUUUAAUAGUAUUGGACGAAGACAAAAUCAACAACAGAUCACAUUUCAUAAUUACAUGCAAGAGUUAGCUACAGAUUUAUCCGAAAAGAAGUAUUCAAAUCAUGUUUUUCGUGCUAUACAAAAUAUGGGUGGUGAUAUGAGCGAAAACAUUAAUCAUGAACUUGUUGUGGCUGUUAUCUUGCAUAUAUGUGAAAAAUCACGAGAUGGUACUAUAUUGGUGUUUUUGCCUGGUUGGCAAGAUAUUGUUAAAACAAGUCAGUUAUUACGUCAGACAAAAUUUCUAGUCAAUCAGAUCAAAGUACUACCAUUACAUUCGAUGAUACCGCUUGCUCAACAGCAUGAAAUAUUUUCUCCGGCUGAGUAUGGUAAACGAAAAGUUAUAUUAGCAACAUCUAUCGCUGAAACAUCGAUUACAAUUGAUGAUGUUGUCUAUGUCGUUGAUACGGGUCGAACAAAACAAGGCGGCUAUGAUAUCGGCACAGGUGGAAAAUCUCUCUUGCCUACGUGGAUAUCAAGAGCUAAUUUAUUACAACGAAAAGGACGUGCCGGUCGGACUCAACCUGGCAUUUGUUUUCGUUUAUUUACACGCUUACUUGAGAAGACAUUAUUUUUAGAUUUUCCACAACCUGAAAUGACCACCACCAGUUUACAUAGUGUUUAUUUACAGGCAAAAUUAUUAAAAAUAAAUAGUGUACAAGAAUUUCUAAAUGAAGCUCUCGAUCCUCCAACUAUUGAAGCCAUCAAUCACUCUGAAUCAUUUCUUCGUUCAAUCGAUGCAUUAACACAAACAACAAAUGAAUUAACACCAAUUGGACGUUUACUUUCACAUUUGCCACUUGAUCCACAAAUUGGAAAACUAUUAGUAUUGGGCCAUAUUUUCUCUUGUUUUGAACCUAUAUUAACUAUCGCAUCCGUAUUAUCUUAUCGUGAUCCAUUCACCUGUCCAAUGGAACGAAUUCAAGAAUUGAAUGUUAUACGUGAACGAUUUUCAUCACAUAAUCAAUCGGAUCAUUUAAUGUUAAUAAGAGUUUAUGAUGAAUGGAAAGAUCAGAUAAGUCAUCGGGAUAAAGUAGAAUUUUGUUCAAGAAAUUUUUUAAAUUUAAAUCAUAUGUAUAUGAUUGAUAAGAUGCGUAAACAAUUAAAAUAUUUGAUUAGUAUAUUUUUUACUACAACACAUACAACAAAUAAAAAUAGUGAAAAUUAUGAUUUAAUUCGUUCGAUAUUAUGUGCUGGACUCUAUCCAAAUAUAGCACGUAUACAUUUAUCAUAUAAAAAUUCAUCUAAACGACCAAUAAUUCUUGAAACAAAAUUUGAUCAUAGAGUAUUAUUACAUCCACGUUCAGUCAAUUCAAAAUUGCGUGACAAUGAUAUACGAACAUCUAAAACACCCUCAAUUUAUGUCAUUUAUCAUGAAAAAGUUCGAACAAAUGCUACAUAUAUUCAUGACGCAUCUCUUAUCUCACCGUAUGCCCUAUUAUUCUUUGGAAAAUCAAUUCAAACGAAAGAUGGAGUACUUAUUGAUGAUUGGAUUAAUAUAAAUAUUAAUCAUAAAUCAUUUAAAAUUGUCGAUGAAUUAAAAAUAAAAUUUGACUAUUUAUUAGAACAGAAGGCGAGUAAGAAAAGUAUUCAGUUAGACUAUGAACAUCAACUAAUAGACACAAUUAUUCAAAUUAUCACAAAACAAGAUAGAAAUAUUGGCAUUGUUGAACAAAAAGAAUAA